AUGUCAAUACGCACACUCUUUGUGCUGCGGCUGUUGCCAGCACUCAUAUUGCUGGUAGUGGCAUUGGCUAAUACAAUGGGAGCGCUUGCCGCCACGACACCACCAUCUUGCAUGUCCAAUGCUGGACAGCCUGUAGAUUGGUGGUUCGUCAAGCUACUUCCUUUUACCAACUCAUACAUCUAUGUUGAUAGCAAUGGCAAAUCAAUCACAGUACCAUCAUCAACUGACAUCACCUCACAAUCGAGCUGUCUGGCCGCGACAUUGUCGCAACUUGACUCAACAACAUCGUCAGCAGCCGACCUAUCUCACCUCGCCUACAGCGAUCUGCCCUACAAGGGCGACCAGUCUGGGCAGCUCUAUCCCUCGUUGAACGCUCGCGAUCAUUCUGAAACAUCACACAGUCGCAGACGUCAUGGACCUCGAGGUAUCGUUGUGGCCAGCGGCUCAUCCAAUGCAGGCUUCCACAUUAAGCACUCCAAGGAAGGAUUCCCCUUGUUGAGCGCCACAUCCAAGGGCAUAAUGACGCCAACCAAGGCACCUGAUGCUAAAUGGUUCCCAACAGACUUCCACGUUGCAUCGCCUGACUCGGUCCAGGACGACCUGCGCCUCUCAUACGCCCACACAUUCGUCUGCCAUUCAUUCUCCAAUGUUGCCAGUGUACUACCUGUACUUGCUGGUGCCUCGCCCAAUGUCUAUGCCAGCGUCCAGAGUCAGACUGCCAACGCCAUCAACUUACUUUCAUACUUCCAAUCCAGUCCACCAUCAUCCAGCCAGACUCUUGCCUACCACGACCCAAGCCAAGUAUCCCUCUUCUCUGCCUACCUCAACGACUUCUGGACCCAAGGUCUCAUCUCUCCCGUGUCCCUUCUCACUAUCCCAAGGACUGGAUAUGCUCUCCCUACUGGCGCAUCUGGCGUCGUUGAGACUCGACUGCCCAGUGGCUUUGCGGAUAAGUUCAAGAUCCCUCCAGUGUCACGCCAAUGGAGCUCUGAGAUCGACCAGAGUCAUGUGGCCAUCACAGCUGAUCGAUCAAUAUGUAUUCAAGACUCAACUUGUUCUCCAAUCGAAGGUGGAUGUAUUAUUGUCUGUCUUCAAGAUCACUCGGCUAUCAAUGAUUUGGCCACCCUCCUUUACCUCUCGUCAGUCACCAUCAUCUCAACUCCAUGCUCGUCGUAUGCCGCAUGUCCAAGCCAGACUGUGUCCACAGUCAAGGACACCUACUUCCACGGCCGACUGAUGUACGACAUCGAUGUCACCACGUUCGGCCAGCCAUACUUGGGUCAGACCGAUGGUCUCCUCCACAACACUAAGGUCCAGGUGUUACCAAUUCCAAAGAGUGGCCAGCAACAACAACAACUGCCAUCAUGUGAUCAAUCAUGUCUCGACAACAUUGGCGAACAGUACUCAUACGUCUCGGACUCCAUCGGUUUGGUAUCUUUAGAGAAAUCAAUCACAACUGGUUACCAACUGUCCAUCACAUGCUUCCUCGAGGAUACAGUCAACAAGCUGCGUGUUGAGGAUUCACAGGGCAAUCUCUUAUCGAUGCCACUGACGCCACGAGACAAUGUUGCCUUCGUGGCCGAGGUGGACCCCAUCCUGAUGGUCUACAAACUAUUCCAAAUGUUUGUGAAGCUUGCUCGUGAGGAGUAUGCUCUGCCCGACUACCUGUUCAAUGACAUCACCAUCACGCUGUCACAAGACCGCACUCGCGCCACCAUUGGCGCCAAUACCGACGUCCACAUCAACUUGCAGAAGCUGUGCGUUGAGCAAGUUGCCGAAGUGUUUGCAUACUCUCUUCUUGCGCGUGGCAACUCGGCCAUCAAUUACCAGCCCAUGACAGUGCCAUUUGCCCAAGUACUCGACACUGACCCUUCGCGCGCCUUCAUCACCGGCCUGGUCGCCGCAGUCGGAGCACUAUUCCGCCAGGCCAUCUCCCCAUCUGGCCAGGCAGUUCAGUUCGACUCUUGCUACGCCUCGCCAACAAACAUUGAGCACUUCAACUCUGACCUCACCACACGUUUGAAUGCAAUGGCCUCGCCUGGAUGGAUCACCGCAGCGAUCUGGGAUCUGAUGGAUGGUGACAAUGACAAUGUGAUUGGCAAUGCACAAUUCAGUAACCUCUACGCAUUUGAUGAUAAUCGUGGAUUCACGAUCCCCCUCGCUGCCAUACUGGACGCCGCAAUCAAGGCCUCACUCGCCAACCCUUCAGCAUCCUUUAAGGACCUUGCCAGCGAGCUUGGUGGCGCUGUCGCUCAGACAAUCGACCCGACCACAUACCUCUACGAGGUGACAAUGGGACAUGUUGACCAAGUUGUCCAGUUCAAUAAUCUCAAGUCAUGUGAUCAGGCCCUUUUGCCCCCAACCACACCCUGCGCUCCAGUCGCUCUCCCAUCAACCGACCCGACGAUCAACGAUUACCUUUUGUCCUUUGGCGUGUGCCUGACUCAACUUGAUCGAGUUGGUCACUCACUACUUGAGAAGGCUGUGUUGAGCUGGGCAACCGACCCCGACCUGUCACUCCUCUACAACAAUCAUGCUUUUGGCUUCUUCUACACCCCGAGCAUGCGCAAUGCCUUCCAGUCGAUGUUCAAGUCAGAUCUCCACCUCCAAGCACUCAUCGAGAUCUUUGACCCACUCUUCUGCCUCACCGGACUGGGCCGCGAGACCACUUCGACAGUCACCGACCCCAACACACUUGUGGUUGUCACCUCGAUGCUUCAAUACUUGGUCAACAUUGCCAAUGACUUUAUCAUCUAUGAAGAGAUGAUAUUGUACUUUGUUGGAGAUGCAGUCGACACCUCAUCAUCAACGGGCAUCGUCGUCGCCACUUACAAUGGCCAGCUAUGUGGAUUUGACACGCAGACAUACUCCACCUACCUCCUGGCCUCGGCACUAUCUUUAUGUAACUCAGACCCAGUCGUUGACAAUGUUGUUGGAUUCACCUCUCCAACAAUACCAACACAAUCAAACACAAUGACCAUCACUGGAUGGAAGCUAGCCAAUGCCCGCGUUCAGGUUGGUGGCAUGGACUGCACAUUGAUCCAGUACACGCCCGCCCAGCCCAUACCCGAGGGCAGAGAGACACUGGUUUGCCAAGUCCCAUCCAACGUUGGCGUGCAGUCCAUCACCGUCUCCAAUCCAGGCAGCACUCUCCCGGUCCCUAGCAACCCGCUUCCUCAGUUCACCUACGAUGCACCAGUGAUCGAGCGCGUUGAGAUGUCGGACAAACCCCUCAAGCCAUUUGGCAGUAUCAUCUCAAUCUUUGGAACCAACUUCUUCUCGCUCACAUCCAAGGCAGUCGACACCAUUGUUGUCAAAGAGGGAUUGAGCAUGGUGCCAACAAAUAUACUCGGAGGCAGUGGAGGUGUGAUCGUGUACACUACAUCAGGUGGAGCCGGAGUAAAACAAGAACUAACAGUGACGGUUGCCAACCAACUCAGUGUCAACAGCCAGAAAUUCACAGUCGACUACAUAGCACCAAUCGUCACAUCGUUUGUCGGCCCCGCACAAUCACUAAGUGGCGGAGACAUACUCACGAUCAUAGGCAAAUACUUUGGCGAUGCAAUCAAUGGACUAUCAAACAUCGAGGCGUGGAUUGACAUUGAUCCCUGCUUGUCGACCAAGAUGAUCACACUCGACACAGAGGUCGAAUGUGUUGUACCCAAUGGAAAUGGCGCCAACAAAGUCACACUCUCGGCGAACGGCCAAACAUCCGAUCCCAGCACCCAGCUCUACAAGUACAAGGAUCCAUUCAUCCUGCAAGUCGUCCAAGAGCCAAUGCCCACUGCCAUUGGCGGCUCAUUCUGGGUGGCUGGCACUGACCUCGGCCCAGUCAUUGAUGAGAUGCCCUUUGUAUUCAUCUAUGAUCAAAUGCCUGUGGAAUGUAUUGAUGACUCGGACAGCUGUUACAUGGACAAGCAGUACAUUGAUGAUAAUGGCAACACGAUCGACGCGCCAACUGUACAAAUUCCAGACACACCGUUCGACCCUUACAUCGCAUUCAAACCAUCCUUCCGCUCGACCAUCGACUUUGACUGUCUGCGCUGCGAGCUCCCUCCGGGCAUUGGUGGACCCAAUCAAUUGUUUGUCACUGUCGAGCUUGAGAAAGUCAGGUCCAAUGUCGCCACCGAGACCAUCUCAUACCUCCCACCUACCAUCAAUGGUACAUCAAUGGAAAGCGCUGGCAACACCAACACUGAUGGUGGAUACUCAGCCAUUGUAACAGGCAACAACUUUGUGCCCAAUGAGUAUACUAUCAUGUACUAUGAUAUUGAUAAUCCAGCUGAUAGCAAGUUAGACGUCGACAUCUCUGGCCCACUCAACUACACAUUCGUAAUGCUUGGUGAUCGACUGUUGAACAACACUCAGUUCACCAACUCGACACUCAUCAACAUGACCAUACCCGCUGGUAUUGGUGCCAAACACCUCAUCAACGUCACAAUAGGACUUCAACCAAUGACCAACAACGAUUCAUCACUCUACUACUUCAGCUAUCAUGCUCCUCAAGUCAACAAUGUAUCCAUGCUCCCAACAAGUGGAGGCGAGAUCAGUAUUGAUGGAAAGAACUUUAUUCCAAAGGAUAUCGAACCAGGUACAGUUGAUUAUAGCAAUGUUACGGUGAAGAAUGAACUUUGCUCGGAGAUCAAGUGGACCAACUCAUCACAGAUAUCAUGUACAGUGAAGCCAGGUAUUGGUGCCAAUCAUACUGUUGAAGUGUUUGUUGGUGGACAGGCAUGUGUUACCGACAAGCCAAACGAGAAGUGUUCAUCUACCAUGUCCUACAAGCGUCCUUCACUUGAGAGCUGCACCAACAGUGAUACCAAUGGCCAACAGGUUGAGAUCAAAGGUGACAACCUUGUACCGGAGGGUGUCGACCCUGCUGACAGCAAGGUGACCGUCAAUGACAAGGAAUGCUCAUCCCCUCAAUGGAUGUCCGAGCAAGAUAUCAAGUGUACAGCUCCACCAGGCAUUGGCAAGGAUGUCCCAUUGAACAUCACCAUUGGUGGCCAGACCCCUGAGAAGAACAUCACCAUGUCCUACAAUCCACCUAAGCUGGACAAUCAGAAGUAUACGUCACCAACUGUUGGCGGCGAUAUUACAAUCCAAGGCAACAACUUCAUACCAGAGUCAUUGGGCAAGGAUACUUCGAUCACUUCAAAGAAGGACGAGAACAACGUACAGAUUGAUGGAAAGGAUUGCACACAGAUCACUUGGACCGAUCAUCUAUCGCUGAUCUGUCACACACCCAAGGGAACAGGACGCGACAAGCCCAUCACCGUCAAGGUUGGCAAGCAAUUUCUGGAGAAUACCAACCAAUACUUCUCCUACGAGGCACCUCACAUUGACUCGAUCGACCCCGAUCGUGGCAGAACAUCAAAGAACACUCUGGUCACGAUCAAGGGCAAGAACUUUGGUGACAACCCUAAGGUCAAGAUCGGUGGCGUGUCAUGCACGCUGGUCAAGACUGAAGAUGGCGAGAUCCAGUGCAACACGCCAACAUCAUCCAGCGAAGGUGAUAAGGAGGUGUUGGUCACAGUCGAUUCACAAGACUCCAACAAGGAUGUGAUGUUCACAUAUUAUGGUCCGCCAAAGAUUGAUCGUGUCACCCCCGAGACUGGCGGCGUCGAUGGCGGCUACCUCUUGACAUUGGAUGGCAAGAACUUUGUCGAGAAGGACUCGACCACUACUGUGUCAUUCAACAACAAGGACGUCACAAUCCAAACACUCGAGAAUGAGAAGAUCACAUUCAUGGCCAAGAGUGGAGGCGGUCGAUCAAUCCCAAUCAAGGUCACUGUGGGCGAUCAAGAAUCAAACACAAACACAGCAUUCUCAUUCAAGGCUCCAGUGAUUAGCAAGGUGUCACCAUACUCUGCUGAUCAAGAGUCUAGCACUCCAAUCGAGAUCACUGGAACUGAUUUGGGACUAAUGGGCGACAACCCAAGUGUUAUUGUUGGCGGUACAACAUGUAGUGGUGCCACUGCUCAAUUAUCAUCAUUGGUCACAUGCACGGUACCACCUGGAUCAGCUGGUGUCAAGGUGAUCAAGCUCACAUUCCAUGGUCAGCAAGCAACAUCCACUUUCCUCCACACCAAGAAGGAGGACUCUUCAGAACACAGAAAUGACGAUGACGGCCCUGAUGGAAAUCCAGGUGGCAACCCAGGCGGCAAUCCAGGUGGAAAUCCAGGUGGCAAUCCAGGCGGCAAUCCAGGUGGUAACCCAGGUGGUAACCCAGGUGGCAACCCAGGUGGCAAUCCAGGUGGCAAUCCAGGUGGAAACCCAGGCGGCAAUCCCGGUGGAAAUCCCGGUGGCAAUCCAGGUGGCAAUCCCGGAGGCAAUCCAGGUGGAAACCCAGGUGGAAACCCAGGUGGAAACCCAGGCGGCAAUCCCGGUGGCAAUCCAGGUGGCAAUCCAGGUGGCAAUCCAGGCGGCAAUCCCGGCGGAAACCCAGGUGGCAACCCAGGUGGACCUGAUGGACCUGGCGCAGACGAUCAUUCACCACAUCCAACCACAACAACUUAUGUUGGAACAGGUCCAUAUCCUCCCAUUGUUGGUCCAACCAUACCACCAAUCGGUGGCACAACUGAUGUAACACCAAUUGGAACACCACCAUACACCACAACCGUCAUUCCCUUGAUAUCAACCACUACAACAAGCACCACAACAACAACAGCCAGUACCACAACAUCUUCAACGACAAGUUCAACAACAGGUGGUACAUUCCCAGUGGCAACAAUCACAGGAUACAUCUACAAUGAUACCAACAUCAACAAUGUCAGGGAUAGUGGAGAGCAUGGCAUUGGUGGCCUGGUCAUAUACCUCGUCGGACCGUACAACUAUCAACAGAGCUACACUCCAGACUCUACAGGAUACUACCAAUUCACUGUUUUUGAUAUACCAACUGGAAUAGCCUCCUACUCACUCAUCAUGGACAUCUCACUCCUGUCCUCUGUCAUCAUCCCGCUCAAGUCCUCAACCUUUACCCUCCAAUAUGGAUCAACAAUCCAAAAGGAUAUCUCAGUACUCGACAAAUCUCGAUUCGGAUGUGUUGGAACCAUCUCUGAUCAACAAGGCAAUGCACUCGUGCUCCAAUAUGGAGUGUUCAACUUGGCCAACUAUGGAUGGAGCUUCUCCAUGAUCAAAAAAUAUAACUUCCCUGGCUACUGUGAGCUCAUUGUUCAAGGAACAGACGCAGUGAUUAGGUACUCAUCAACUGUCAAUGUUACAAUGUUCUAUGAUCUCAAUAUGAAUGGAUUGAUGGAUAUUGGAGACGAGACUGUUGCAUAUCCUACAGAGGGCACACUGGUCGUCAGCACUUCAUUGGCAGGCGUGCCUCUUGUAGUCGAGUAUGACAUUGAUCUCAUUCGUACAUCAUUGUUACUCAAUCUCCCAUCAUCGGCAACCCUCACAUUCAAUGCCAAGCAGUCGGUUGACCCAUGGACAUUGGCCACGAUCAACAACAAGCAGAUCACAAUCAGUGAUCCUGACACGAUCACCUACACCGAGAUGAUGUUUGGAGUGUUCUACGUCAAUCCCGCGCUGACAUUGAUUGUGUCCGAUGCGGACAAUCAGGAGCUUACUCUGCCCUUUGGCAAGCUACAGCCAUCAUUCUUUGUCAAUGUUGGAUUCAAGGUCGUAGGCAGCCCGCUAACGCUUGAGCUCACAGACAGCUCAAAGCAACUCGUUGUGAUCACAGGUCUUGGCAACACAUCGCCUGUGUUCUAUUCACAACAGAUCACUCAUACAUUGGCUCAGGGAUUGGACGCCACUCAAUCGAUUGAGUUGCUGUCACCACAGUUCUUGACCCUGCCCGAUCAGCCUUCUACUGGUGGUUCAGUGGUCCUGCCCCAAGUGUACAACACUGAUGACCUCAAAGCAUUUGUCGGUCAGUUUGAGAUAACAGUUGUACAAACAAACGAGAACAUCACAUUCAGCAUCCCACCAAUGUUUGGCGGUAGUCUCAUCAAGCCCAUCCAACUCAAAUGGAACAACGUUGAUCUCUUCCCAUCAAACAUCGCCUACAUCCCCGCCACGUCAACCUCCUCCUCUACAACUUCCACCACAUCAACGCCAACUACAUCGACUACUUCCUCAGGAACAACGACCACGUCUACAUCCACAACCUCUGGCACAACCACUGGCACUACUACCUCAGGCACUACAUCUAGCACAACCUCAGGCACAACUACCACCACGACCACGACAACUACUACCGCCCCGGCAACUACCACCACGACAACGACAACAGGUGGAAGUGGCCUCCCAUCAUACAUCGGUGGAAGAGUAUUCAAUGAUUUGAAUGUUGACAACAAAUUUGAUCCACAACAGGAUAGGACCAUGGCCAAUGUUACAGUCAACCUGGUUGGAGGACCUACCACUCAAUCAACACUCUCUGAUAAGAAUGGAUACUACUUCUUCACAGUACAAGAGUUGGGCACAUACUUCAUUCAAGUGAUCCCCCCCAACAUUACCUCCUUCUACCUGCCGAUCAACAACAUCUCAGUUCCAAUCACUAUCGAGGGUUCAACAAUUGGCAUUGACAUUGCCGUUCAUUCAAAGAAUGGAUAUGGAUGUAUUGGUAACAUCAACAAGAUGGAUGGACCAGCGGUCCAGCUUCAGUAUGGCGUGUACUACCUCCCAGCCUACCAUGCAACCAACUCAAGCAUUGCCACUCUCCAAUUCCCAUCAUAUUGCUCAGUCAACAUAUUCAAGGACUACAUUACAAUCAAAUAUAGUUCACUCCUGGACAUUAGAUUAUUUAUUGAUUCGAAUGGAGAUGGAUUGGAGAGUGUCGAUGAGAGCUUGGUGAAUGUGCCUACAACAGCAUCACUAUCACUCAUCUCAAUGGUUGAUGGAAAGAAGUGGUUGAGGAGCAUGACCAUCGGCAGCAUCAACAGGAACAUGUUAGUGGACAUCCCUUCAACGACAAUCAUUCAGUUCUUCAGACAAUAUGCAUUCAAUCAAACAUCAAUGCUCAACAACAUCACAAUCAACAUACCACCGAGGUCUGAUGAGUUGGUCACCACUGUCUAUGACCCGCUGGCCACCCCAUCCGAGUCCGCCACACCAAUCUACGUCAGCCUGCCCGUCGUCCCACUUCCUGGCUAUGACUUUGUCAAGCUCCAAGGCACGAUGAGGGAGACCAUCGCCAUACCCUACGGAAAGACCAACCUGACGUCACUCUUUGCCAAUGUCAAGUGGACUUCAUCGGUCGUAUCACUCGAGCCCACGCAAUACCAGACUGUCCAGUUCUACAACUCGACCAACAUCGAGCAGACCCUGGUCACAAUCACAUACACUCCCAAGAUGGCCUACACCCUGGACCUGGAAGGCAUAGACACGAUGCUGAUGCACGACCCUCUGUUCCUCAACUUCAUCGGUCCCGUCCCAAUGAGCGGCGCCAAUAUCACACUGGCCAACAUCUACCUCAUCCAGCCAACAUAUGUAUUGGAUGGCCGCAAUCUCACGUGCGACCUUCUCGAUCAGUACACAAUCAACUGCACCAUACCACCGUACAAAGGAGGUCCAUUCAACAGGAGGUUCUAUAUAAUUGAGUUCAAUCAGACGUUGGCCAAGUCAUUGGCACCACCAUACACGCUCACCUACCAGCCCAACAUCACAGGUAUCGUGCUGAAUGACAUCGACUUUAACAACAAUGCCUCGACCAGUACUCCAUUAGCCAACAUCACAGUUAUCUUAACAGGAAUGAACACUACCGACACCAACAACACCAAUGUCUACGUCACAAACUCUGAUGCCACAGGUUACUUCCAAUUCGCCACAGUGUCACCAGGUGUCUAUCAAGUAUCCAUCCCAUCCAACUCUUCAUUCUUCCUUUCAUUGCCCACCAUUAUCAAUGUCACUCAGUCCGAGAUCAUCAAUCUCUCAGUCUUCCAGAAAUCAUCACUUGGAUGUGUUGGUAGAUUGAACACGAACUUGGAUCAAUCGAUGACCCUUCAAUAUGGUACAUUCAACAUGAGCAACUUCAACGUGUCUCUGGAUGAUGCCAAUACAUUGGUGUCAUAUGACUUCCCAUCAUAUUGCAAGAUCUCUCGAAGUGACAAUGUGAUCAUCACUAUCACCUACAUCGCAGACAUGAACGUCACCUUCUACAACGACGCCAACAUGAAUGGAUUGCAUGAUGACGCGAAUACAACAAUUAUCAUCGAUCCAACCACCACACUCAACUUGAUCGUCAACUCUACGAUUGGCAACGAACAAGCCAUCUCCAGAUCAUACCCGAUUGGAACAGUACCAACGACCAUCUCAAUCGACAUACCAAGCAACUCGACCGUGUACUUGGUCCCCAAUACAACAUCGGCGACAGUGACCCCAGUGCUCAACUACCAGAUGGCCAUCUUGAACUCGACCAACGUCAGCACACCAGUCCAGCUCGCAGUUGGUGUGAUCAAUGAUCUUCCGGCCAACACCUUGCAGGUCUUGAGGAAUGGUUCCGCGUCUGAUCAAUCAAUCUCCAUCCCCUAUGGAUUGAUGUCCGCUGCCAUAUUCAACAACCUUGGAUGGUGCGACAACGAAUCAAUGGUGUCCUUGGCAUUCAGCAUACGCUCAGACAUGUUUGUGUCGGUAAUCAAGGAGGGUACCAUGUUGAUCGAACUACUGAACGAGACCAGACGAUAUGAGAUCACAUUGAAUUGCUCAACGGAUACUUUGGAGUUGUAUGAUCCUACUUUGCUGGAUAGCAUUAGUCGCAUCCCUGUCAUUGGCGCCAUCGUGGACAUUCGCAAUGUUUAUUGGAACAGACUCUCGAUGAACGAUACCUUCAUUGCAGACGCAGCCACACCAUCAACUGGAUUGAACUGCAGCGUGAUCAAUGUCAACACGACAAGGUGUACUAUUCCAGCCUACGAUGGUCAAGACAACAAGACGCUCAUCGUGAUGAUGUCCAACACCACUCAAUCGAUCUCCAAGUCGUUCAAUCACUCAUACUCCUACGAUCGAUCAUGUGAGGCGAACCUCACAGUGAUCGAGUCGACCUUUGAACAAUGUACUGUCGAUGUAGACGAUGCCACAAGACAUCAAUCCAAUGAUGAGGUAUCAUCAUUCACAUCCAACACACUUGUUCAGUUGACAGGACAACUCUAUCUCUACAACAACACAAUACCAGCAAUGACCAACAUUGAUAUCACAUUCAACAUUACCUCUUCCACUACCUAUCCAUCAAUCAUCAUUGCAACCUGCGAGCCAACAAUCAUCACUUCACAAUAA
Messenger RNA from Acytostelium subglobosum LB1, 11223 nucleotides. RefSeq lists its product as hypothetical. Gene Ontology annotation, molecular function: deoxyribonuclease II activity. NCBI's taxonomy places the organism in Eukaryota, Evosea, Eumycetozoa, Acytosteliales, Acytosteliaceae. The transcript is spliced from 8 exons. The record is from RefSeq and is a predicted model, not a curated record. Gene Ontology annotation, biological process: DNA metabolic process. The coding region runs from base 1 to 11223 and encodes 3740 amino acids.